This is a messenger RNA of Salvelinus namaycush (lake trout), 644 nucleotides long. RefSeq names its product cerebellin-1-like. The coding region runs from base 75 to 644 and encodes 189 amino acids. The record is from RefSeq and is a predicted model, not a curated record. NCBI's taxonomy places the organism in Eukaryota, Metazoa, Chordata, Actinopteri, Salmoniformes, Salmonidae. The transcript is spliced from 3 exons. Gene Ontology annotation, molecular function: protein binding. Gene Ontology annotation, cellular component: synaptic cleft; glutamatergic synapse.
GGAAAGACUGAAUUGUAUCGAACAUAAUAAGAAUAGCAGGAUACAGCCACGAGGUGCAGAGUGAAGUUGCCAUAAUGUUGACGGUAUUACUGGGUGCAGUGUGGCUAGUGAUUCUAGUGAACGCUCAGAACGAGACGGAACCCAUCGUGCUCGAAGGGAAAUGUCUGGUCGUUUGCGAUUCCAACCCAACUUCGGAUCCCACUGGGACUGCUCUCGGGAUAUCGGUGCGCUCCGGGAGCGCCAAAGUGGCUUUUUCAGCCGUGAGAAAUACCAACCAUGAGCCUUCGGAGAUGAGUAACCGGACUAUGGUCAUCUACUUUGACCAGAUACUUGUAAACGUUGGUAAGAAUUUCGAUGAGGAACGGAGCAAUUUCAUCUCCCCGCGCAAAGGGAUUUACAGUUUUAAUUUCCACGUGGUCAAAGUGUAUAAUCGCCAAACGAUCCAGGUGAGCCUAAUGCAUAACGGAUGGCCUGUGAUCUCGGCCUUCGCUGGGGACCAGGAUGUGACUCGUGAGGCUGCCAGUAACGGAGUGCUGAUCCAAAUGGAGAAGGGGGACCGAGCCUACCUCAAACUGGAGAGAGGAAACCUCAUGGGGGGCUGGAAGUACUCCACAUUCUCUGGGUUCCUGGUCUUCCCCAUGUAG